Molecule: messenger RNA, 1607 nt
Organism: Hydractinia symbiolongicarpus
Lineage: Eukaryota; Metazoa; Cnidaria; Hydrozoa; Anthoathecata; Hydractiniidae
Product: high choriolytic enzyme 1-like
Exons: 5
Coding region: 47-769 (240 amino acids)
Biological process (GO): proteolysis
Molecular function (GO): metalloendopeptidase activity; zinc ion binding
Source: RefSeq, a predicted model, not a curated record
AGCACCACGAAAGAAUACGGCUGAAUAUACCAUACUUGACGCAAAUAUGAAAGCGUCAGAGAAGGACAAUGUUAUAUUGAUGGAGGGAGAUAUUGUGAUACCAAAUAAUAAAAAGACGAAUGGAGGAGUUAGAGCAUUGGCCAUAGAUAGUGUAUAUGCACAGAACGCACCUAAACCAACAGCUUGGAGACUUAAAAAAAUUCCAUAUAUGAUUAAAGUCAGUGAUUAUGCGGAAGAUCAAAUUACACUCAUUCGAAACGUCAUCAAUAAUCACCUUAAUAGCUUUUCCUGCCUAAAAUUCGAAGAGCAUCCAUAUAAUCCAGCAAAAACAGACAUCGUGGAAAUAUUCAGUGGAGCAGGAUGUUAUUCGUUUGUCGGAUUUUCAAUGAACACACCACGAAAAGUAUCACUCGACAAAUCAGCGUGCAUGGUAACUGCCAUGAUUCAACAUGAACUUCUACACGCAGCCGGUUUUUAUCAUGAAAUGAUGAGAGAAGACCGCGAUGAAUAUGUGCGGAUCAAUUGGGAGCAUGCCAUAUUUUCAACACCAAAAUUUAACUACGCUGUUUUUAAAGACACUAUUCUCAAUGAAUAUGAUUAUCAGUCUGUCAUGCAUUACUACAUAACAAACGGUAUGGACAAUCAUUAUUCAAUGCUUCCAGUACAAAAGAAAGAACCGUUAGGAAGUCAUAGAGCAAGCGCUUUGGAUAAAAUUGGACUAAAUAUGGUGUAUCAUUGCAAAGGUAUUCUUAUUGUGCAUCAUGCGUAAGAUUCUGUUUCUGCAAACAUCAAUAUGAAAGUCCUUUUUCUUUCCUAAAUUUCUUUAAAUUCCGAAGUAAGUAAAUUCGCAUUUCUACUACUGAGAACGUAAAAGCUGGUUGCAGUCUUUAAAACCACUAUAUGCAGCUCUUUAUUUGCCCAAUCGAAAUGAGACUUAAGUUUUUGAUUUUUUUUUAAAUAGUUUUAUUUCUUUCAACAUCUUUACAAUCUUGGGGAACAUACAGGGAAAAAUGUAUUUUUUCAUUCUACGGUGUCCAACUUUUUUGAAUUACAAUUUUCAGCAAGAAAUAGGAACGCAAUUUUAAAUUACCUAGUUUUAUAGCCGCUCUACUCUCUUGUAAACUCCAGCCGCUGUACUCUCUUCCAAUAAUGCAAAAAUUAUUAAUUAGCUCUACAUAUACUGGAGAAAGAAAUUGUUUUUCCGAAAAAUCUUCUAGCAUCUAAGGGCCUUACCAUUUCAAUUGAGUUUUUCUUCUAAUGCAUCAUCAAGAUAAUAGUAGAGCAUUAAUUUUAACAUUUGAACCUUUUAUCGUAUUUAAGACGUCCUUGGGAAUACUUGCAAGAUACAUUCAACUGACUGUCUUUUAGAGGUACCUCCUUAGAGCAGGUCUGUUUUAGAACGAGCUAUUAAUGCCUGCUUAAUAGCGUUAACUGUAAUAGAUAGAAACUUCCAACUCGAUAUGUCGCUAACCUCAACAUGUGCGUAUUGAUAUCAUAGUGAUUGGUAUAGUAUAGAGUUUUCAAUAAGUUAACAGUGAGCGCCUGGUUAAGUUUAAAAUUUGCAGCAUUUUUGCAUUAGGCAAAUUCAAAUUAAGGAUACAGCAACC